AUGGUCUCUCGCCGGCGUCAGGUCCAGCCGUUCUCUCCUGUUUCUGCAAUAUUUCUUGCUCUCUCGGUGCUAGUGCUGUCCGCGGGCGCUCAGGAUGACUGCAGUAUUGAUCGUAAUGGUGUCAAGUACGAUUUGACUGCACUCAAAGGCGAGCACACCGUGUCACGGACCCGUGAUACUCCUCCAAGCAAAAUGGUGGACUCGGUGCGGUUCGACCUAUGUGGAGAACUGCAGCAGCAGAAGGACGUCGCGGAGGCAGAUCAGUGUCCCAGUGGGACGAGAGCGUGUCUAACCAAGAUCAACCAAAGGGAAGGCCAGCCAGACCGAAUAGUUGCUGUCAUUCCAUUAGCCCAGACGAGCGGCAACCGAGAGAUUUCACCACUAUCAUCACCCGAGGGCCUUUCUAUAACGUUCGACGGCCCCUCAUACCCUCCAUCUUCUGAUAAUUCGAUACCCCAGUCAUUCAACCUGACUCUGCUCUGUUCAAAGGAGACUUCGGACAUCACAUUCACAUCAUAUGAAGCGGGCCAGCUGAAGCUUUCGUGGAGCGCGCCAGCGGGGUGCGGUCACGAGGCAGGCGAAGAGCCGCCUAAGGACGAAGAAGGGGAGAAGAAGCCCGCGGAGUCGGGUGAGACGCGAAUGGGCAGUGGGAUUGGAUGGUUCUUCCUUGUCUUGCUCCUAGCUUUGGCAGCUUACUUCGGUCUUGGCGCCUAUUAUAAUUACUCGACCUACGGUGCUACUGGCUCUGAUCUCAUACCACAUCGCGAUUUCUGGAGAGAAGUACCCUACAUGCUACGGGACGUCGUUUCUCAUUUAUGCUCUGCCGUGCGACCACGACACUCCUCAAGAGGAGGCUAUAUUGCAGUGUGA
This is a messenger RNA of Gloeophyllum trabeum ATCC 11539, 870 nucleotides long. RefSeq lists its product as uncharacterized. The coding region runs from base 1 to 870 and encodes 289 amino acids. The transcript has 5 exons. Lineage: Eukaryota; Fungi; Basidiomycota; Agaricomycetes; Gloeophyllales; Gloeophyllaceae. The record is from RefSeq and is a predicted model, not a curated record.